Molecule: messenger RNA, 414 nt
Organism: Mucor velutinosus
Lineage: Eukaryota; Fungi; Mucoromycota; Mucoromycetes; Mucorales; Mucoraceae
Exons: 5
Coding region: 1-414 (137 amino acids)
Cellular component (GO): intracellular membrane-bounded organelle; membrane
Molecular function (GO): heme binding
Source: RefSeq, a predicted model, not a curated record
AUGUCUGCUAUUUAUUCAUUAAGCGAGGUCGAAAAGCACAAUGUUAAAGGCGAUCUUUGGCUAGUGAUUGACGGAAAAGUAUACAAUGUUACAACAUUUGCUGCUGAUCAUCCUGGAGGCGAACGUGCUAUUUACGAGGAAGCCGGUAAGGAUGCCACUGACGCAUUCAAUGACAUUGGGCAUUCUGAGGCAGCCUACGAAUGGUUGAAUGAUUACUAUAUUGGUGAUUUGGAAGGCUUCGCACAGACCGAGGAAAAAGUAGUAGAACAACAAGAAGAAUUGAAACAAGAGCCUGUAACACAGGUACCUGUUCAAAAGCCCAAAGGAUCUGCUUUGAGAGUGAUCCUUCCUGUAAUUGCUGUUGCUGGCAUCCUUGUAUACAAGUUUGUUAUUGCACCUCAGCAAAAGAAUUAG